AUGGAGAAACCCAAAAGACGAUUUGUGGGCAGGAAAACCACGCGGGCGGCCGACGGGUCGGUGGUUCCCGUGGUGAAGAGGCACGUGGGAAGAGCAGUCAACCAGAUCCCCCAGGAUAUCCUUGACGAUAAGGAGUUAAACGAGGCCAUCAGGUUACUUCCUUCAAACUACAACUUUGAGAUCCACAAGUGUGUUUGGAAUAUUCGGAAGCACAAGGCCAAGCGGGUGGCGCUUCAGAUGCCAGAGGGCUUGCUUAUUUAUUCUUUGGUCAUCUCGGACAUUUUGGAGCAGUUUUGUGAGGUGGAGACUGUAGUGAUGGGAGAUGUCUCCUAUGGAGCAUGCUGUAUCGACGACUACACCGCCAGAGCCUUGGACUGUGAUUUCAUUAUUCAUUAUGCCCACUCCUGUUUGGUGCCGAUCGAUGUCACCGCCAUCAAGGUGCUCUAUGUCUUUGUCACUAUCAACAUCGAGGAGCAGCACCUUAUCAAUACUAUCCAGAAGAACUUUACACAGGGCAGCACCAUCGCCUGUUUCGGCACGAUCCAGUUCAAUCCUACCAUUCACAGCAUCAGAGGCAAGCUCGAAGCCGCAGAAGAGCCCAUCUACAUCAUCCCACCUCAAACCAUGCCUCUAUCGAAAGGUGAGGUUCUAGGGUGCACCUCGGCCCGUCUAGACCAGAACAUAGACGCCAUGGUGUACAUUGGCGACGGCCGUUUCCACCUCGAGAGUGCCAUGAUACAUAACCCCGACAUUCCAGCAUAUCGGUACGAUCCGUAUCUGCGGAAGUUCACCAGAGAACGCUACGACCAACAACAGAUGGUGCAAGUGCGUCAGGACGCCAUUUCGCAUGCCAAGGAGGCGAAGAAGGUUGGUCUCAUAUUAGGAGCCUUGGGACGGCAGGGAAAUCCACAGACGCUCGACCGUUUGGAGAAAGGGUUUGCACAAGUCGGCGUGGAAACGGUGAAGAUCAUCUUGAGUGAGAUUUUCCCUCAGAAAUUGGCCAUGUUUGACGAUGUGGAUGCUUUCGUGCAAGUGGCGUGUCCUCGGCUUUCAAUUGACUGGGGCUAUGCGUUCGAAAAGCCUUUGCUAACGCCUUACGAGGCUAUGGUUAUGAUAGGCGGCGACCGCUGGCAGGAUGGUUACUAUCCCAUGGACUACUACCGGAAGGACGGCUACGGAAGGGGAAAUGUACCUGCCAGAGAUUAG
Molecule: messenger RNA, 1206 nt
Organism: Candidozyma duobushaemuli
Lineage: Eukaryota; Fungi; Ascomycota; Pichiomycetes; Serinales; Metschnikowiaceae
Product: 2-(3-amino-3-carboxypropyl)histidine synthase
Exons: 1
Coding region: 1-1206 (401 amino acids)
Biological process (GO): protein histidyl modification to diphthamide
Molecular function (GO): 2-(3-amino-3-carboxypropyl)histidine synthase activity
Source: RefSeq, a predicted model, not a curated record